Helianthus annuus (common sunflower) is the source of this 1464-nucleotide messenger RNA. RefSeq lists its product as uncharacterized. Lineage: Eukaryota; Viridiplantae; Streptophyta; Magnoliopsida; Asterales; Asteraceae. The transcript has 4 exons. The record is from RefSeq and is a predicted model, not a curated record. Bases 1 to 1464 code for a protein of 487 amino acids.
AUGGACAACCAAGAGUUUUACAAGGCGUUUUUCAGAGGAGGUAUGACUGUUCAAACUCCAGCGAGUAUAGCGCAGAAUGUAAACAUGGAGAACGAGCUAGGAACCAUGCAAAAAUCAUCGAAACUGCUCAACAUUGAAGAGUAUUCGGGGUGGCAAGAUAGAUUUCGCACGUGGGUUCAGGCGAAUCACCUCGAAUGUUGGCUGAAAGUUGAAACAAAAUAUGUAAUUCCUACGAAUGAAGCUGGUCUUCCGAAAACACUUAACAAGUUAACUCCAGCUGAAGCAGAAAGUUUUAAAGCCGAGAAGAAGAUGGUCAGCAUAUUGCAACAGGCAAUUAAGGAAGAUAUUUUGGUACUGUUACAACAUCAGAAUGACACACAAUCUAUUUGGAAUGCUCUUAAACUCAAAUUUCUUGGGAGUGCUGCAAUGAUCAAAAGCAAAAAGGCACUACUGAAAAAAGAAUUCGACAUAUUUACUGCUAUCAGUGGAGAAUCAACAAAAGAGUUAAUUGAGAGGUAUUGUCACUUGGUACUGGAGAUGAAACGUUUGAGUAUCGACAAAACAAAUGAAGAGUUGGUUGAUAAGUUGGCUAACGCACUACCACAAGAAGUGUGGGGUACGUUCUUAUUGGUUUUGAAGAACAACUUGGAAUACGUGGGUUUCAAUCUGAGUAUGUUUGUUGAGAGAAUUGAAGCUCAAGAGCUUGAAAUGCGAAAGAUGAGUAAAAUGAAAUCUGCAAACGUACAACAAGACGUUCAGCUUUACUACAAAGGAAGCUCAUCUGCCACAUCUACUCCGAGUCCAAAGAUUCAAACGGCAUUCAGUGCAGAUUCUUCAUCAGGAAUAUCUCAAAGCAUGCCUAACAACAACGUUUCACCGUUUCCAAAUUACGAACCGAAUCCUAAGGUUCAGAAUUUUCAAGAACAGGUGUCUUCUCAAAGUUCUUCAGGUUCGAACAAUCAGAGUUAUAGUCAUGGGAUACUGUGCAAUAUCGCUGUUAACAUCAAAAAUGGUCAAGAUUUUACCGAGACAGCCGCAAAGCAGCAUAUAGCAUUUCUAGCUUCUGUACUUGAGUCUUACGAAAGUCUAGUAGCCGGAAGAAUUGGAGGAGGUCUUGCAAUGAUGGCUGAAAUUGUUGAAGAAUGUAUUCCUGAAGUUGAAGAAGUCAGUGAAAUGAUGACUGAGGAAAGUUAUGCAGAACUAGAAGAGGCAGCAGCAGCGGUCUACUAUUAUCAGUCUGAACAGGAGGUUUCUUUAGUGAACCGACUAUGGAUCAUUGAUGUUGCAAAGGAAAUGAAUGAAGAGACUUUGAAAGAAAUAGCAGACAAAGCUCUUAUGGUCAAGCUGCAAGAGGUAGAACAAACUAAAACACCUUCUGAUAACAAUGGGACCAAAGAUGCAACUCAAAAGUCAGUGUCAAUUGAAAAGGAGUCAAAUGAGAAGUCCGAGUCCGAUGGGAAAUAA